This is a messenger RNA of Volvox carteri f. nagariensis, 429 nucleotides long. RefSeq lists its product as uncharacterized. Lineage: Eukaryota; Viridiplantae; Chlorophyta; Chlorophyceae; Chlamydomonadales; Volvocaceae. The record is from RefSeq and is a predicted model, not a curated record. The coding region runs from base 1 to 429 and encodes 142 amino acids. The transcript is spliced from 4 exons.
AUGCCCUUUUGCAUACCAGGAAGCCCAAUCAGCAGCGCCUCCAAGCUCCCAGACUCUGAGGCCAUCUGCGCCAAGUCCGGGCCCAUGGCCUCCCUGAGAACCGCUUCACCACCGACCCUGCCUCAGGACCCGCCGGCCACUGCAGCACGUGCAGUGCAUCGAGGGACUGGGCCCAACGAAUGGGCGCUAAAAUCUAGUCGCGGCCGCGUCUACUGCACUGUUCGCGACCGGACGGGGUCGGCUCAGCUGGCAUGCCUCACUCCUGCGCCCAGAAUGCAAUGCGCGGUUCCUCAGGUGCUGGCGGCGGAGAUGGGUGUGGGCAAGAUUGAGAUGGUGGAGGGAGUCCUACAAUUCAAGCAUCAUGCGGCCCCAAUACACCCCUUCCAUGGGUCCGGGGACGUAUACGUUCGGAUGAAGGUACACGUGUAA